AUGUCUAAUCGCACGAAAAGGAAGUUCGAUAUCGACCCCAACGCGUCUGAUCCCGAGGAUCUUGACUACGACGCUACUGAGCGACGGGCCACUCCCCAUCGACGACGCCAUCGCCCAACCUCGAGCUCGAACAAGAGAGGCACCAAGCGAGCGCGCCGAACAUACGCAGGCUCUGACGUUGAUGACGACGACGAAAUAGUCUCAGACGACUCCUUCACCGAUCGCUCCGAAUCCGAGGUUGAGAUCAACCCAAGCACCGGCCGAAGUGUGCGUCGCGCUACCAAGAAACAAAUAAAGUACGAGGAGAGCGACGACGACGCAAUUCAGGAUUCAGACUCCGACAGCGAAGGCGAAGGGGACGAUCACGACGAACUCGGAAGCCCCGUCCCUCAGCGCAAGAGCAAGAAGUCGCUCAUUGUGAAGCUGAAGAUGUCGCAGCCGACGCCAGCCAGACACCUGCGCGCACGAACUGGAAGCAAGUCCAUAGCACCGCGUGGUAGGACGCCAGAAGUCACAGGCCAGCGCCGAAGCAGCCGUCUCUCACAGGAUGUCGAAGAGCCCAUCGUUGCGCUGUCAGACUCUGGCAAGCACGUCACGGUUGUUCGUCAAGGAACGCGCAGCCCCGAGCCCAUGAUAGCUGCUCGUACCACUAGAGGCGGAAAAGGUCCGCCAGCACCAGAGCAUAGUAUCAUCAUGGAGGCAUCGCAGGAAGCAUCAAUGGUGCAACACGACGACGACGACGAUGCGGGCCCGCUAGACACACUCCUUGGUGGUGGCGAUACUCAAGUCGAAGCUAGCCAUGAAGUGUCCCCGGAUCCGACUGCUCAGGCGCACAAGGACGAAGAUGAAUCUGAUGAAGAAAUGAAGGAUGUCAUCCAGGAGUCCCAACAAGAUGCCGCAGCUGAAGACAGCGAUGAUGACGAGCCAAUUACCCGUUCUGGUAGGAAUUUAAGGUCCCGUGGAAAGUCUGCCAAGCGAAAGACUGCCGCAGAUGAAAGUAGUGAUUUCGAACCUGCCGGCGACGACGAGAAGGAUGAGGAAGAGAUGUCCGAGUCGGAUAGCGGCAAGAACAAACGCAAAUAUUCGGAGGACAGCGAGUCUGGAUCUCCCCGAAAGUCAACUCGCACGCGAGCAAAGUCGAGACGAUCCCAGAGGAGCAGACGCAACUCGGAAUCGUCCGAUCAGGAUUCCAUACUCGACCCCGAUGAGCUAGCGGAAGAAGCAGAGGAGCUUACCACUACCAAGCGGCGCCGCCUCAGAAGGAACCCACCUGACUCGGAUCUUGCGUAUGAUGCAGCGCCCAAAUUGCGAGACCGCGCCAGAAACACUGUAGAUUAUCGUCUUAUUCGACCCGAGCUCAACACCAUGUUUGAUGAGGAAGAGGGAGCCGCGGCCGCAGCCGCCGGAAGGUCUCGUCCAAAGGCGGGUGGUCGCGCUGUUUACCGUAGCCUGUUCAAUAGCCAAGGUCCCUUUGGUGGCGGCAUUGCUGGAGGACCAAACAAUCCUGGAGCUGUAGGAGGCAUAGAUUCCGACAGCAGCGAUGAUGACGGUCCUAAAGCCUCUCGAGCUGUUGGUGGUGCCAUUGGCAUGACACCAACAGCAGCAUCUGCCCCAGGCUUUGGAGUCCCUCAAACUCAUAAUGCCGACCCGCAACAAACGACAGGUGGCGGCUCCGGUGGUGGCCCAGCCAACUUUGGCAAAGUCCAGGACAAAAAGGCACUUGCUGAUUCUGACCCUCUUGGGGUCGACCCUACUGUCAAUUUUGAUGGCGUUGGUGGGUUGGACGACCACAUCAAUAAGCUGAAAGAGAUGGUCAUGUUGCCACUGUUGUACCCUGAAGUCUUCCAACGAUUCAAGAUUACUCCACCUCGAGGUGUGCUCUUCCAUGGCCCUCCAGGUACAGGUAAAACGCUGUUGGCACGCGCUCUGGCCUCAAGCGUCAGUUCUCAUGGUCAGAAGGUUACGUUUUACAUGCGCAAGGGUGCUGAUGCUCUGAGUAAAUGGGUUGGCGAGGCUGAGAGGCAGCUACGCUUGCUAUUCGAAGAAGCGCGCAAGACACAACCUAGUAUCAUCUUCUUCGACGAGAUCGAUGGUCUAGCCCCGGUGCGCUCGAGCAAGCAAGAGCAAAUUCACGCAUCGAUUGUUGCAACGCUCUUGGCUCUCAUGGACGGUAUGGAUGGCCGUGGUCAGGUUAUUGUCAUUGGCGCUACCAAUCGUCCUGACUCAGUCGAUCCGGCCCUUCGUCGCCCUGGCCGAUUCGAUCGCGAGUUUUACUUCCCUCUGCCUAACCUGUCGGGAAGACGUGCAAUUAUCGACAUUCACACAAAGAAUUGGGAGCCACCCUUGAAGCCUUCGAUGAAGGACCAAUUGGCCGAUUUGACCAAAGGCUAUGGCGGUGCAGAUCUUCGUGCACUCUGCACUGAAGCUGCACUGAAUGCUGUACAGGGCACGUAUCCUCAGAUCUACCAGAGCGAAAGGAAGCUUCUCAUCGAUCCUACCACCAUCAAAGUUCUCGCAAAGGAUUUCAUGAUCUCAGUCAACAAGAUGGUUCCUUCCUCUCAACGAACAGUCACAGCAAAGGCUGCGCCUCUUGGCAAGUUGAUUGAGCCGUUAUUGCGAAAGCCGCUCGAGGAAGUCAUGAAGCGCAUCGACGAGUUGAUCCCCCGUAGAAAGAAACUUACGGCGUUAGAGGAGGCUCAAUUUGAUGACCGAGAGGAUGAGAAGGGAUUUGAACGCGAAGCCACACUUCGAGAGUUUGAAACAGGCAGGGUAUUCAGACCCCGUCUGCUGAUCAAUGGUCUCCAGGGAAUGGGUCAACAAUACCUCGGUGCCGCUAUCCUCAACAGGAUCGAAGGACUUCAUGUUCAAUCUUUUGAUCUUCCAACCAUCUACGAGGACCCGACUAGGACUCCAGAGGCUGCUAUAACGCAGCUCUUCACUGAAGUGCGCCGCCACAAGCCGAGCGUCAUUUAUAUCCCGGAUGUGAAUGUCUGGUACGAUACAUUGGCUGGUACCCAGGCGAUCAAGACUUUCAAGCUUCUACUACGGAGUAUCAGUGCCAAUGAGCCAAUUCUCCUCCUUGCUGUUAUGGAACUAGCUGAUGAAAAGGAGAAACUCGAUACCGCAAUGAUGGAGGAUCUAUUUCCCUUCUCAAAGAAUAACCAAUACUUCCUCCAGCGCCCAGACCAGCAAAGUCGGGAGGAGUUCUUCACUCAUCUGCUUCAGUACGUGCGGAUGUCACCAACAGACAUCAUUGAUCCCGACAACCGGAAGAAGCGUACCCUGCCAGAGCUGGAAGCUGCGCCUAUAGUAACUCCUGUGGUAGACCCCAAAGACUUGGCUGCCAUGGAGAAGGCUCAGAAAAAGCAAGAUCGCCUGACGCUCAACAAGUUAAAGGUCGCGAUCCAACCAAUCAUGGACCAACUUAAGCGACAGUAUCGAAGAUUCUUCAAGCCCAUUAUUGACGAACAGUAUUUUGCAUACCUGUUGGUGGAAAGUGAUCCGAACACCUUCGGCACAGAUCUUUCGCCCGAAGAGCAGCAGGAGCAAGGAGUACAACGUCCAUGGGAGUACUCUACGGAUUCAAAAGGUUACCCCGUUCUUCUACAUGUGGAAAGCGGUAACAAGUAUUAUAAUCUCGAUCUCAAGACCAUUGAGGAGCGCUUGUCCAAUGGUUACUACACCCGACCAAAGGACUUCCUUUUCGACAUCAAGACUCUAGCAAAAGAUGCCAGGACUUAUGGAGACCCUGAAAGAACACUAAAGACCAAUGAGAUGCAGGCGAAUGUCGAAGUUGAUAUCGAAGUGAUCAGCAGCAAUCACCCUGGCUUGGCGCAAGAAUGCGAGGCAGUUUAUAAGCGUCAGCAAGACAGAGAAGCCAAGUUGAAAGCAAAGGCAACUGCCGAAGGCAAGGAGUCAGCACCGACAGCAGAGACAGCAGCAGCUCCAGAGGCGCAACCCUCCACAACCACUGAUGAGUCUGGGCCUAUCAGACUUGGUGAACCCAUUCCUGGCCAGUCCGCUAUUCCUCCAGUCACACCCUCACGAGCAGUGCCACCAUCAGGCCCAUUGUCAAACGGCACAAGUCUUGGUGGUAACAGUAACGCGCAAACGAACGGAUCGACUGUACCAUCACGACCAGAGGAGGACACUCACAUGACGGAUAGUCAGGAUCUCAAUACACAAAACCAACAUGAGUUCCAGACUCCAAGCCGCGUUGGCACACAGACACAGCCUUAUACUCAGACGCAGAAGUCGCAAGUAUCUGGCCAGACUCACAUGGCACCAGAUUCCCACCCUGGAGAAUACCACAACAGCGCAUCGACGACUACGUCUGGUCAGAAGACGUCGGAUCGAUCCUCUGGGGCAAAGAUGAACACACAGAGCUCUAAUGGUGUUGGACCUUCGGGUGUUCCCGAUUUCUACGAGAUGAUGCCUCAAGCUGGUGGGUCGCAGCUACCAGAUACGCAAGGUUCGUCCUUACCCCACCAUCAAGCUCAUUCUUCAUCAUUCUCGACUGACUCUUUCAAUUUUGAAGAAGUCCAAUACCAAAGUAGCGUGCCCUCCAAUUCGCAAUACUCGCCAUCCUCCCAGCCGCCAAACCCGAUGCCUGCUCCCGCUAUCCCUCGUCAUUCAACCAACAUAGCUUCUUUGUUGAAUGAUGAAAGCGAGAAAACUCAACCUGCUCUGCUGAUAGACGAAGACCGAUUGGUAGAUCUUCAUCAGUCGCUAGUAAGGAAGACAUCCGGGCUCUCUGUGGAGCAACUCGAACAAGUGAACGCAUGCUUGAUGGACACAAUCUGGCACGCCCGCUCCGAGUGGAACCGUAACAUCGUCAGCCACAACGUAGCCGACGCCUUUAAUAAGAUCAUUCACGAUAUCGAGGAGAUGCAGACUUUGCUCAAACCGAGCCAGACGGAAGCUCUUUAUUCGCAGGCGCUUCCGCAUACGCAACCUGGUCACUCGUAUCCAUACAGUACCGCCCAAGCAGUUCCCUGGCCUGCUGAGCAUUCGCAGCAUGUCGCCCCCGUAGAGCGACAGCCAGCGCAAUUUGCCUGA
This is a messenger RNA of Aaosphaeria arxii CBS 175.79, 5058 nucleotides long. Its product is annotated as AAA-domain-containing protein. The coding region runs from base 1 to 5058 and encodes 1685 amino acids. The record is from RefSeq and is a predicted model, not a curated record. Gene Ontology annotation, cellular component: nucleus. The transcript is spliced from 2 exons. Gene Ontology annotation, biological process: positive regulation of transcription by RNA polymerase II. NCBI's taxonomy places the organism in Eukaryota, Fungi, Ascomycota, Dothideomycetes, Pleosporales. Gene Ontology annotation, molecular function: chromatin binding; histone binding; ATP binding.